This is a messenger RNA of Aspergillus saccharolyticus JOP 1030-1, 4400 nucleotides long. RefSeq names its product DUF3433 domain-containing protein. Lineage: Eukaryota; Fungi; Ascomycota; Eurotiomycetes; Eurotiales; Aspergillaceae. The transcript has 3 exons. The record is from RefSeq and is a predicted model, not a curated record. The coding region runs from base 444 to 4226 and encodes 1260 amino acids.
CGCUUCUCUCGCGCUCUCUCUUCACUGCCUCACUCUCAUUCUCACACUCUUACGCUCUCUUUCUCUCUCCUUUACUCAAUCCCUUCACUCAGUCCCUCAUUCUGUCUUUUUUUUCUUUCUCCCCCUCCGCCCCCCUCCCUUCCCCACUCCUCCUCCCGUCUCAUGCUCUUUCGCAUGCAAUCGCUCUCUUCCUCCGCUCCGUCUAUCUCGUUCGCUCGUCGGCCUCCGACUCUUCCUGUCACUGCACGCUGAUCAGUCCUCCGCCGUCAUGCGCUUGAUGCGCUUGUCGUCCUCCUUCCCCACCCACCGUCAGCGAUGAUCCAGUUGCUUGGCUUCGUCAGCGCUUGUCUUGUCCAUGAACAAUCAGUCUUCGGGCCCAUGACCAUCCGCCGCCCUUCCCCUCCCCAUCACCCUCUCUUUCUCCAGAGCCUGGCGCAUCCAGUAUGUUCAGGCGUCUGGAAAAGAAACUCUACAAUUUCUGGCUGCCUGUCCUAAACCGUCAUCGUCUUCCGCCCUUCUUCCGAUCGCGCCCAAUCUCGCCCGAUGGACAACCCCGUCCGCCCACCACCCCCUCGGGGGCAUGGCGACCCAUGGCCUUGCGUCCCGUCUUCCUGGCCCUUAUCGUCGCGAUCAUGUUUGCCAUGUUGAUCACCGUGGAGGGUUUGCGCCGAUAUUGUGAGCAAUACGGGGGCCUGGUUUUCUUUUCCGACACCGACGAUGUCUCCGACCUGCAGUCAUUCGCCUACAACUACCUGCCCAUCAUCGGCGCCUUGGCCCUCGUGACGCUCUGGACCUUCAUUGACUACGAUGUGCUGCGCUUGGAACCCUACUUUCAGAUCGCUCGCCCCGAGGGUGCCCCGGCCUCGGUCCUCUGCAUCAACUACAACUUUGGCCAGUCGUUUCUCACCCCGCUGACCUCGGCCCGUCGCGGCCACUGGAUCGUCCUGCUCGUCUCGGUCACCACCGUGCUCAUUCGCAUGUUUCUUCCCGCGCUGCAGAGUACCCUCCUGGAACUACGGGAGAUCAACCGGCUCGAUGACGACGCCAUGAAGACCUGGCCGCAGCUGUUGGAUCUCGACCGGCAGGCGGAGUGGAUGUUUGCGCAGGAGAGUAGCCCGAACAUGACGCUCGCUUCGGUCAUGACCACCAACACCCAACUGCGCGAUUCCCGCUCCGCCAACUACGCGGUGGCCCCCGUCGAAAUCAGCCUCGAAGACCGACAAGAGAAUACCGUCUGGACGUUGAAUGAGACCAUCUACUGGGCUCAACUUUCCUGUCGGGAUGUCCUGAUUGACAACCACCUCUCGGUCUCGGUGAACGAUAAUUCGACGUACCCACCGACCGUCUCCUGGAACGUGACGGAUGUCCAACUGCCGGAGAGUACUGGCACGGACCGCGGCUGCAUCCUGGAUUUUCACUACAAGAACAUCUACUUCGCCGACACGGACUACCUGCAAAUUCGAUACUGGGAGCCAGUGUGGCCCAACCGGUCGCACCACUCGCCGGACCUGAGCUCCGCGUUCACCGCCCGGGGGUGUGAGCAUCCCUACGAUUUGUACGGGAUCGUCCUCUCGGUCAAUGCCACCGAAGCCGGAGCAGAUAGGAUCAGCGCACUGGGCUCCGGGUUCACCUCCUCCGCCACCAUUUUCGCCUGCCAGAUCGAUUAUCGCCAAGCCACCGCGCGACUGAGUAUGCACGCCAACAGCUCGAUCACCAACACGACGGUCUUCUCCCACACCGAGACCGCGCUGUCGGACCAGCUCUUCAAUCUCAAUGCUUUCCAAGGCUUGUUAGCGCAACGUGCGCCUUACACGGGCGAUAUGUUAUUUAUCGAGAACAAUCAGACGAGCGGCGACACCACCGUAACAGAACUGCCUGUGAUCAGUCAAAACGUGCGCGACUUGGAACCGCUGCUCGUCCUGGACGCGUCGGAGAUCAUGACGCCCGAUGAGUUCGAAUCAAAAGUCACGCGCGGCGUAGUGCAAACCUUUGUGCUGACCUUCGCCCGGCUCUUCAACCCCGAUCAGGAACCGACCAGCGUGCCCGCCUUGCGAUUUUCGACCCAGGUCACCAUCUCCGUCGUGACGGUUGCGGCCUACUGCUCCGAGGUCAUACUCGCCUUGGGUAUUGUUCUCGCGGUGUGCCUGAUCUAUUUCUAUCAGUCCCGGCCGAACAUCCUGCAAAGUGAUCCAGGCUCCAUUGGCGCGAUGUGCAGUAUGCUCACCGAUGUGUUUGGGCCGACCAAUAUCUUGGCCGAUCCGCAAACCGAAUUCCACCAGUUCUCGACGCGUCAAUUGCGCCAGAUUCUCGAUACCUGUCGCCUCCAAUGGCAGCAGGGCCCGGACGGUCCACGGUUAGGAAUUGUCUCUGCAGAUGGUUCGCCGGUGAUUCUGCCGUAUCCGACUCGGACGCGGGUCGACCCCAUGCCUCAUUUUCUCGUCGUCCCGAUCUUCAUCGUCGAAUUUCUGUUCUUAGCUGCGAUCAUCACGAUCAUGGGAUUGACAGUAGCGUCGCUCGCCCACGACGGCAGUUUUCAGCAUCUGACCCAGUCGGGCUCCAGCUUCCUGCAGGUUGUCCUCUCCUUCCUCCCAUCGGUGGUUGCCUCCUCGGUCGGCGCCCUUUGCAACUCGAUCCUACGCAACAUCAGUAUUCUGGAGCCGUGGGUCCACCUGCAACGCGGCAUGGCCACUGCGCAGUCAUCCUUGUCGUUGAACUAUGGAUCACAGAACCCCUGGGCCGUCUUGGUGAAAGCCAUCCAGGAUCGCCAUGUUCUCUUGGGCUUGGUUUCCUUUACCUGCGUGGCCAACGUGGUCUUGACGGUGGUCGCGGGUGGUCUCUUCACCCAACAGCUCACCGCGUCCUUCGUGCCGUCAAAGUCGUUGUAUGCCAAUUAUAGCCAGGACCACUUUCAACGAACCGACUUCGCCGCCGACUUCACCGAGUUUGAUCUGAUUCAAACCAGUGUCGCCAGCGGGGUCCCGCUCUUAUCGUGGAUGGCGGCCAAUUACACCUUCCUGCCGAUCCACAACACCGAUCCGGAUCCCGAUGUGAUGUAUGGUGCGACCACCCUCGGAAUCGGCGCAGAACUCGACUGUGUAUCUCUGGACGUCAACACCAGUAUGCACCAAACCGACCAUCAGCAGACGUGGCGGUAUCGUCCCUUCCGCAACGCGAGUCGCGAGUGCACGGUGAACAUGACUGGCCUGACGCGACCGCACGAGGCGAUUGCGCUGUCGAUUCAUUUUCUCUCGCCUUCGGCGUCCUCCGACCGGGACGCGUGUCAAGAGUCCACCUUCCUCGUGGUCGGUCGAUGGAAUUACACGGCUGCCUCGGCGUAUACCACGGCGAACACCAUCGCGCUGCACUGCGAGCCGAAAGUACAGAUGCAGAAUUUUAGUGUCACUUUUGACCAACGCGGGCAGAUUGCCGACGUGGAUGCGAUCGCGGGCACUUCCAUCACGUCCGGCGCGAUGUAUGACAAUGCGACCGCAGCGAUGGGACAGUUCAACAAGAUCUUUGCCGCCAUUCCGCAGAGUUUUGUGGGGGAGGAACCGGGACGCAACGGGUCUUAUGUCUCCUCGUACGAUUGGGCCGGGUUCUUGGUAGCUCGGCUGUACAAACAGGAUCAGGACCAUCUGCUCCCUCUGCAAGUCCAGCCCUUGAUGGAACAUUCCAAGGCCGUGUACCAAUGGGUCUACACCACCUACUUCUCGGUGUGGCGGAACGUGUACCUUUUGCCUUUGCAGGCGCCCCGUCCCGCGGCCAAUGGGACGGUCAUCUCGAACACCUGGGCGAUGGUGCCCUCGGUCCCCUCCCUGGCUAUCGCCCUCCUGCUGAUCGCCUUGGACACGGUGAUGGUACUGGUGGUCUUCGGCACGCGUCGGGGCCGGUUCCGGGGCCCGCGCAUGCCCCGGUCGAUUGGGGCGAUCGUGCCGUGGGUGGCCAACAGUCGCAUGUUGGGGGACUUCACCAAUACCUUUGCGAUGACCAGCCAGCAGCGUCGGGAGCAUACCACGCGGCUUAACAAACGAUACGCCUUCCGGACGUUCUUGCAGCCCGACGGGCGGUGGCGAUACGCGGUCGAUGAGGAACCGCCGGUGGUCGAGGAUAAGCCUCCUUCUGCGGACGAGGCUGGGGCUGCCGCGGACGAGGCCAAAGGGCCGGAGGUGAUUGAGCUGCAGCCGAUGGCCGAGCUGGAGACCCCCCCUCCUCGGCGGGAAUCAUGAAUUCACGUGAAAUGUAAUGAACAUAUAAUGAUGUACUAGUAUUAGCAUUUGGAUAGGAAUGGAUGGGCAGCAUGGGCGGUUGGUCGGGUGUGGGAUCAUAUAGACACGGAGUUUGGGAUUUGUACAUAGAGCAGUUGAUACCUGGAUUCAUGAACAUGAUUACUGACGAGCCAG